CAACGUCGCUUUGUUGAUGAAAAGAAAAGGUGGCGAGUUUGUGUGGUGUUGAUUUGUUUCAAAAGUUUUUUUUAGCGUUAUAAAAACGAUGCUUAACUCCCGACAAAACUAUCUGAAUGCGAAGCGCUUUUCGGCGGAUCUGGCGCUCGAGCACAUCAUACCGCACAAUGUGUGUUUCUAUCUGAUUCCCCCGAUCGUGGAUCUAACGAUCGACGAGUUUGAGAAGCUGGCGCUGGAACGUUUGAAGAUGCUGCGACUGCUGGAACAGGUGACGGCUAAAAACCCGAAAAUAUCACCCGAUGCCUGGCGCGAAGCUGUCCUUGCCGAUGUGAAUCAAGCCGGACUUCGUACGUACGCCAAGCUGGCCCGUGGAAAUAUGAACGAUGAUGUCAGCAAAGCCGCUCGCCGCCGUGACUAUUUGUCACAUUUUAUUCUGCGGUUUGCGUACUGUAGGUCGGAAGAGUUGCGCCGAUGGUUCGUGGCACGUGAAAUGGAACUGUUUAAGCUGAAGUUCGGUGCAUUAUCAUCGCGCGAUGUGAAAGAUUUCCUGGAGGUGUACGAGCUGGACUACAAACCACUGCCGGAUGAAGAAAAGCAAGAAAUUUCCGAACAACUGUGCGCAAGCACGGCUAACCUAACGCGGCUUAAGAUCGAAACGCAAGAUUUCUAUGCGGUACACUUUACGGAAGUGUUAAGUCUGGUGCGCGAUCGAAAGUGCUUCCUGAAGGGUGGCACUGCUUACAUUACGCCAGACAAUUUUGCGCAUGUAAUCGGUAAGAAGCACCAGCAGCUCAUUGAGGACGGACUGAAAGGCCAUUUGCGGCUGUUGCCCACGUUGGAAAUCGACGAACGGUUUUCGAUGCUGCUGAAAUCGAUCCACACAUCGUACACGGGUAAGAACUACACGGUCGCCAAAACGGGAGCCGUACCGAUCGAGAGUCUCGAUCAGCUGUCGAAGAAAUCAUACGCACUGUGUAUGCGCAAUGUGCACGAUACGCUGCGCGGGACACAUCACCUGAAGCACGUGGGUCGAAUGCAGUACACGCUGUUCCAGAAAGCGAUCGGCGUCACGAUGGAGGACGCGUUGCGCUUCUGGCGUGAAGAACUCACACGCGGCAAGGUACCGAUCGAAAAGUUUGAGAAAGAGUAUGCGUACGCCAUUCGGCACAAUUACGGCAAGGAAGGAUCGCGUAUCAAUUAUUCACCAUUUUCCUGCAUGAAAGUGAUCACAACACCAAUCGGGCCGGGUGAAACGCACGGUUGCCCGUUCAAAAAUCUCGACCCAAGUACGCUGAAAAUGAAACUGACCGGAUACGGACUAACCACACUCGAUGCCGAAGAGGUUGCCGGAUAUGCGGCGAAAGGCCAUUAUCAGAUAGCGUGCGGGAAGUACUUUGAGGUGCUGCACGAAACGAAGCUGGAAGAGGGCAUUAAUCAUCCGAACCAGUACUUCGAACUUAGCCAGCUGAUGAUGGAGGGUAAGGAGCGCCCAAGGCAAGGUCACGCUCCGAAUCAAAUGCUUCGAAACCGGAACCACAGUCAACCGAACAGCCAAUCGACACAGGAUGGUGGAUCGAGCUUUGUGAUCGAUACGAGCACCCUUAACGGUGCGGAUGAAGAUAUGGAGCUAUGGGAAAUUAUGGAAUCGAAGGACAAGGAGGAGGCGGAUGUAACGCUACAGAAGGAUUCUGCACCGAUCGUCAAUAAGCAGCAACUUACUGCAAAUCAAGUCAAUUCGACACAGGAUUGGGAGGAAGACGAUUUCGAUAUGCUGGAGUUUAAUGAGUAAAUCUUAGGUAUAUUUAUGUACAAUUGUUAGUUAAUGCCAUUCGUUCUAUUUUUUGUUUUACAAAACGAUGGACAAUUUUGUGAGAAUAAAAAGGUUCGUUUUAAGCAAUCAUCUGGUUUAGCUUAGAGGGAAAAUUAAUUUUAAAUGUACUGGAGAUUAACAGAUAAACGCCUAGAUGUAUGCAAUUUGAAGUUACUGUUUACACGAUUAUUAAUUACCAGUCCACUCUUUAAUUAGGUUCAGGUUUAUCAAAACAGUUUUAUGUUGUAUGUCCAUGAAUAAAUCACUAACAAAUCAUUAAAUCACGAAUUUACUAACAAAAGAGAAGGCAUAAUCUUUUGUAAGAUUUUCUUAAAUUUUAAACCAAAGCACUAAAUAGUUAUGUUAAUGAAUAGGAUUUCUCGAAAAUGGAAGGCUUUUAUCAAUUAUCUGCAUUAUGUAAAUAAUUUUUCUGCAUGAUGUAAUAAAUUCCCGAUAGUUUUUAUUAUGUUCAUUCCAAUUUAUACUACUCUAUUCUUUUUUGUAGCAGUUUUGUUUGGCACCUCAUACUUUGGCAGUGAAUUGGGAACAUGCUAAUAAUGUCACGGUAUUUAGCACUUCCAUACACCAAUAUCGUCAAAUUCAUCUCGUCUCCAUACCAGAUACGGUACAAUCCCAUCGAACGACCGAAGGUCAACAACUCCACAUAAAAAAAGGCCGCCAGUACCAUCCGUGAUGACGUAAUGCUGCAGUAACGAUGAGAAGAAACUGCACAACAGCUUCGAAUCCCACACCGUACGGUGGGGAUUGUAGAUUGUUGGCAAUACAAUAGCAAAGCGACAAAUAAUUCAGCAUCGAUUUUUAGCAAAAUAAUAGUAAGGUUCGUUUUAUUUGUAAAUAUUUUCAAAAAUAAGGUAAUAAACGAAAGCAAAACGAGCUUACAAAUAAA
This is a messenger RNA of Anopheles funestus (African malaria mosquito), 2717 nucleotides long. RefSeq names its product DNA primase large subunit (gene Prim2). The coding region runs from base 89 to 1789 and encodes 566 amino acids. The record is from RefSeq and is a predicted model, not a curated record. Gene Ontology annotation, biological process: DNA replication, synthesis of primer. The transcript has a single exon. NCBI's taxonomy places the organism in Eukaryota, Metazoa, Arthropoda, Insecta, Diptera, Culicidae. Gene Ontology annotation, cellular component: alpha DNA polymerase:primase complex.